GGGCGCGCGGCGCGGAGCAGCCCAGCGCAGCGCGGCCCGGCGCGGGCAGAGACGAGCCCGCGGGCGGCGGCGGCUCCCGGCCCGGCGGGUGCAGGGCCUCCGACAGAGCCGCGGCGGAGCGGGGCCUCGGCCGGGGCGCUGGGGGAGCCCGCCGCGGCGGGCAGCAGCAGGAAGCGGCGGCGGCGCGUCCCGGGCGGUGCACGCCAUGUCGGGCGGGCUCCCCAAGGCCCUGCCGUCCACGGGGCCCCACUCCCUGCGCGACAUGCCGCACCCGCUGGCCGGCUCCAGCAGCGAGGAGGCCGUGGGCGGCGACAGCACGCCCAGCCCGGACCUGCUCUUGGCCCGCAGCUUCGCCGACAAGGAUCUCAUUUUGCCCAACGGUGGUACUCCAGCAGGUACUUCGAGUCCAGCUUCUUCAUCUUCCCUUCUCAACAGACUUCAGCUUGAUGAUGACCUCGAUGGUGAGACCAGAGACCUCUUUGUCACAGUGGAUGAUCCCAAGAAGCACGUCUGUACCAUGGAGACCUACAUCACGUACAGGAUCACCACCAAAAGCACUCGGGUGGAGUUCGACCUGCCUGAAUAUUCGGUCCGGCGGAGAUACCAGGACUUCGACUGGCUGAGGAACAAACUGGAAGAAUCGCAGCCCACUCAUCUCAUUCCCCCAUUGCCAGAGAAGUUUGUGGUGAAAGGUGUUGUGGACCGUUUUUCAGAAGAGUUCGUGGAGACCAGGAGAAAAGCUUUGGAUAAAUUCCUGAAAAGGAUUACGGAUCAUCCUGUGCUUUCUUUCAAUGAACACUUCAAUGUUUUCCUUACUGCUAAGGACCUGAACGCCCACAAGAAGCAAGGGAUGGCGCUGCUGACCCGCAUGGGCGAGUCAGUCAAGCACGUCACCGGCGGCUACAAGCUGAGGAGUCGGCCUCUGGAGUUUGCAGCCAUAGGCGAAUACCUAGACACAUUUGCGCUCAAACUGGGAACCAUAGAUCGGAUAGCCCAGCGGAUCAUCAAAGAGGAAAUAGAGUACCUCGUGGAGCUGAGAGAAUACGGGCCUGUGUACUCCACAUGGAGCGCCCUGGAGGGGGAGCUGGCCGAGCCGCUGGAGGGGGUGUCAGCUUGCAUCGGCAACUGCUCCACGGCCUUGGAAGAGCUGACGGACGACAUGACCGAAGACUUCCUGCCUGUGCUCCGGGAAUACGUCUUGUACUCCGACUCCAUGAAGAACGUGCUGAAGAAGAGGGACCAAGUGCAAGCGGAGUACGAGGCCAAGCUGGAAGCCGUGGCCCUGAGAAAGGAAGACCGCCCCAAGGUGCCCGCGGACGUUGAGAAGUGCCAGGACCGGAUGGAGUGUUUCAACGCCGACCUGAAAGCCGACAUGGAGAGGUGGCAGAACAACAAGCGGCAGGACUUCCGGCAGCUGCUCAUGGGCAUGGCCGACAAGAACAUCCAGUACUACGAGAAGUGCCUCACGGCGUGGGAGUCGAUCAUCCCACUGCUGCAGGAGAGACAGGAGGCCAAGUGAGUUCCUGCUCCCACGGAGGCUCCUCCACCCGCCCGGGGCGCGGCGCCCCAUCCCGGCGUGCCCCGGCCGUGCCGGCAUGGCGGCGCUGAGACAACGACCGCAGGGACAUCUGUCCUCGUGGAUUUCUUUCCCAUCCCCACCUGCCUUUGUCCGACAGUCAUUUUUAACUAGUAUCUCUUCCCCGGCGGAGCCCGGAGGGCUGUGGUCGUCUCAGCCGAAGCCGCGCGCCUCCGUGCUGUGAAGGGACCCGUGACACAGAACACCGCGAAGAUUUGACAGUCGGCAGCUGACGUUCCAGUACCUCCUUACGGUUUCCUGUCCAGGGCCGUUGGAGUUGGUUGCCUGUGGUGGAAGAGAACCGGGGUCCUGCUUUCCAGGGACAGGAGAACGGCACGGACAGAAGGCCACUCUUGCGCUGCAAGGGCACACGCACGGCAGCUCUAGGCCCAACCUCUCUGGGCAUCCACACGUCUCAGCCCAGCAGGAGGUGGCAGGUCCUUCGUGGGCAGCGGCCUGGAGCCGCGAGUGCGGCCUGCUGCCUGCAUGCGAUGGGCGGCUACACCUCCGUUACGGUUCCUGGCUCGGACAGGACCGUCGAACUCAGUGUCCGCGUGCAUCCGCGCCAGGGCGAGCGGGCCAGCGUCCUGGUCCUCACGCGGAGCCCAGGGACGCCACAGGGACCACGCUCCCCCAACGCGGUUCUGACACUAGAAUGCGGUAGAUUGGGAACUCUUUUUGUGUAAAAUGAAAAAAAAGGUGCGUUUUUUUUUUCUCUGUGACAUUCUUCCAUGUGUUCCUUUCGCUUGUUAGAUGUCAGCGGCCUGGAGAGCAGGCCCGUCAGGGAGUAGCUGCGGUCCUGAAGGCGGGUCGCUCCCGGCGGCUGCGAUCCCCGGGCACGUGCCAGGCCGCGCCGCCCACGGCUGCUUUGCACAAUGGCUGUUACCACACCAAAAAUUCCUAGUUUAAUGUUUGCUCUUGUGCCCCCCUGGGGUGUGUGGGCAGCCUUGUGGGGAGAAGCUGGCACGUUGUUGCGACACAGGCGAGAUUUUGUGAGCUCCGUGCGAGUGGCCUGUGUGAGGCGCUUUAACCCGCACUGGUGUCUGAUCAGGGAGAAGAGUCGGUGUCUGGAGGGCCUCCAAGGGGACUCCAGCAGCAGCAGACCCCCCCUCCCGGUGAAGCCGGAGUCCACGUGCAGCCGGGUUCCCGGGGGCUGCCAGCUGCCUCUCAAGUCCUGGUUUCCAGCUGUUACCAGGUUUGCUUUGCAGAUCGACAGAAACACAAGCAGACCGAAAAGGAACUCUGGUUUUUUUUUUUUCCUUCUCCUGAAAAGAAGCUCCGUAUGUCACUUGUGUGUUCUUUCAUCUGUGGCUCAUCCCUAUAAAAUUACAGAUCUCAAAUAAGUGAUAGUAUUUUUUUU
Messenger RNA from Phyllostomus discolor (pale spear-nosed bat), 2936 nucleotides. RefSeq names its product sorting nexin family member 30 (gene SNX30). Gene Ontology annotation, cellular component: cytoplasm. The transcript has 9 exons. Bases 206 to 1519 code for a protein of 437 amino acids. Gene Ontology annotation, molecular function: protein binding; phosphatidylinositol binding. NCBI's taxonomy places the organism in Eukaryota, Metazoa, Chordata, Mammalia, Chiroptera, Phyllostomidae. The record is from RefSeq and is a predicted model, not a curated record.